CUGCGAUAUUGCUUCUCCGCAUUCUCGUACAUGCAGCGGGAGAAACGCCCCCUCCCCACACUGCUACUGUCAUCAUACAUUGAGCUCGCGUCUCCCAAGUCCCUUGUUGUGUCCCGUUCCAUCCGCCAGGCAACCAUUCCGCAGACGCCGGCUCUGUUCCAGCGUGAAACAUCCGACGUCAUUCCCACGAACUCAAUCCUUCGCAGCCCAGCCAUCCAUCGCAUAAGCCAAUCAUUACCUCUGCUAUUCGGCAACAAGCCCAGGCUGUCGAGUGUAGGAUUCGGUAGCAGAUCACGGCGCAAUCUACUUAAGUCGCCGUUCCUCCCAUGACACGGUGGUCUGAAGAGCUUCGGGUGACUUUGCAAGCUUACUAUAUCGCCAAUUGCUGAACCCAAUCGACCUCCUCACUUCCCUACUCCCUAUUUCUCUGCGUCGCCGUCUCCCACGUGCUCAUCUCCUCAUGGCUUCCGACGAUGCAUUCACCUUCGUCGAGAACGACGCCCAAGGGCGCAAGCCGCCACAGCUCUUCGAGGAUUUCCGCAAACUCAAUUCCGGCGUACAGACCGAUAUAGAAGUCCCGCUUGUCACUGCCCUUCGCCAGAAGCAUCCAGAAAUGAUCGUUACUUCUGUUCCCGGGUCCAACGUCAAUCUUCUCCAAUUCGCUGCUGCUGGAUUUGCCCAAGCCGAGCUAGACGAUGAUACCGAGCCUGUUCUUCGCUGGCGUGGCUUCAUUGGACCCUCACAUAGAGGCGGCUCCGGAUACCUGGCUGAUAGUAUCUUCUUCGCAAGGUAUAAGUACACCUGGAGCAACGAGAACUUUAUCUUGUACACCAUCGUUCUGGGAUAUGGCUCGAUGCAGUUUAUCCUCAAGGAGCCUCGUGGUAACGAGACCACGAUGUCGCACUCGUCGGUGGUCGACCAGCUUCUAGCUACCAUCGGGGCGUGGCUAAUCAAGGAAGAGCCAGCGAUAUACGUCUACGACGGCUACUGGACCCGGAGCACGAAGUUGUGGGAGGAGGUGAGGAAGGCGAAGUGGAGCGACGUAAUCCUGGACCCGAAGCAGAAGAAGGCCUUGACCGAGGUCGCUUCUAAAUUCUUCGAUUCCAAAGAUAUCUACGACGAGUAUGGAGUGCCGUGGAAGCGAGGCCUGAUAUUUCAUGGACCAGUUGGGAACGGGAAAACCAUCUCCCUCAAGGCGUUGAUGCACACCCUUCAGGAGCGAGACCAGCCGGUGGUGACGCUUUACGUCAAAUCGGCUCCGUAUCCCUUCAAUAUCCGUCAGGUUUUCCAGAUGGCUCGUGCAAUGACCCCAUGCAUGCUGGUCCUCGAAGAUAUCGACACGAUUGUGACGCAGAGCACUCGAAGCUACUUCUUCAACGAGGUGGAUGGUCUCGAGAAUAACGAUGGGAUCCUCAUGAUUGCCACGACGAAUCACCUAGACCAGCUGGAUCCAGGGCUCAGCAAGCGUCCGAGCCGCUUCGACCGCAAGUACCUGUUUCCACUGCCUGACAAGGCCGAACGCGCUUUGUACGCGCAAUACUGGCGUAACAAGCUGAAGAGCAAGAAGAGCAUCGAGUUCCCUGGCAAGCUGUGCGACGCCAUCGCAGACAUCACAGACGAUUUCAGCUUUGCUUACCUCAAGGAAGCGUUUGUGGCAACUCUAUUGGAGCUUGCUAGGAGCCACGGAGACGGUGACGAAGAGCUCUCUGAAGACGAUCCGGAUGAUGAGGACCCACUCGAUAAAUACGAGUUCUGGCGCGCCUUCAAAGCGCAGGUCAAGAUCCUGCGUAGCGAGAUGGGAAGCGAAGGCGAGACUGUCACUGAUGCAGCUCCCAGCGCAGGGGCAACCCUUGGUGCUUAUGAGGGAAUUUCUGCUGCAUACGACGAGAUGAUGCCACUGCUCGAAAACAUGAGGCUGCAAGGCAGUUCGCAGCCGCUCGGCAAGGCUGCUUCGUCAGAGGGUGCGGAUCCGACGAGCCGAUUCGUCCAGAAUGGUUCUUCGGUUCUCAGCCCUAUUAUUCACUCGUUCGCCCCGCUAGCGCGGAACAAAACUGCGAAGCUGGGCGAGGGCGUGUGGGAAUGGGGCUGCGUGUAGGGGGACG
Molecule: messenger RNA, 2102 nt
Organism: Trematosphaeria pertusa
Lineage: Eukaryota; Fungi; Ascomycota; Dothideomycetes; Pleosporales; Trematosphaeriaceae
Product: P-loop containing nucleoside triphosphate hydrolase protein
Exons: 3
Coding region: 461-2095 (544 amino acids)
Biological process (GO): proteasome-mediated ubiquitin-dependent protein catabolic process
Cellular component (GO): proteasome regulatory particle, base subcomplex
Molecular function (GO): ATP hydrolysis activity; proteasome-activating activity; ATP binding
Source: RefSeq, a predicted model, not a curated record